GUGUGUGUGUGUGUGUGUGUGUGUGAGUGUGUGAGUGUGUGUGUAAAUGGCUCCUCCUGCCACUGAAAACCGAAAUCGGAGCGCCUGGGCAGUAAAACCGCUUCUCCGGAGCUCAGACCGAGCAGAUUCCCAGUGCGAUGCCCUUUAGGCUCUUAUUUGCAUCCUCCGAGCUCAGCACCGUGUGAGGACCCCGAGGAAAGGGCUGCAGCGGCUUGCGUUUUUCACCAGAAAGCCGUCAAAUGAACUCCGUCAGAGCGACGAACCGCAGACCCCGGCGAGUGUCGAGGCCGCGCCCGGCGCCGCCUGACAGAAACAACGCAGAAAGAGAUGAGGAAGUUCCUGCCGAGAUGGUUGCAGAAGAAUCCGGUCAGGGCGCCCAAAACAGUCCGUACCAACUUCGAAGAAAAUCUCUGUUGCCGAAGAGAACAGCUUGUCCAACAAAGACCAACAUGGAGGGUGCUUCCACGUCAACGACAGAAAACUUUGGGCAUCGGGCAAAACGUGCCAGAGUGUCCGGAAAAUCACAAGAUCUGCCCGUCACCCCGGCGGAGCAGUACCUGCAGGUGAAGCUUCCAGACGAAGUGGUUCUGAAAAUCUUCUCCUAUCUGUUGGAGCAGGACCUGUGUCGAGCGGCCUGUGUGUGUAAACGCUUUAGUGAACUGGCCAACGACCCCAUCCUCUGGAAGAGGCUCUACAUGGAGGUUUUCGAGUACACGCGUCCCAUGAUGCACCCCGAGUCUGGGAAGUUCUACCAGAUCAACCCAGAAGAGUACGAACAGUCCAAUCCCUGGAAGGAGAGCUUUCAGCAGCUGUAUAAAGGCGCUCAUGUGAAACCCGGCUUCGCGGAACAUUUCUACAGCAACCCGGCCAGAUAUAAGGGACGGGAAAACAUGCUGUACUAUGACACCAUUGAAGACGCUCUGGGAGGAGUUCAGGAAGCGCACUUCGACGGUUUGAUAUUUGUCCAUUCUGGGAUCUACACAGACGAAUGGAUCUACAUCGAGUCGCCCAUCACCAUGAUCGGCGCCGCGCCGGGUAAAGUAGCGGAUAAAGUCAUCAUAGAGAACACUAGGGACUCGACGUUUGUGUUCAUGGAGGGGUCAGAGGACGCUUAUGUAGGAUAUAUGACGAUAAAGUUCAAUCCUGACGACAAAUCAGCUCAGCAUCACAACGCUCAUCACUGUCUGGAGAUCACCGUCAACUGCAGCCCCAUCAUUGACCACUGCAUCAUCCGCAGUACCUGCACAGUGGGCUCUGCAGUGUGUGUGAGCGGUCAGGGAGCGUCUCCCACCAUCAAACACUGUAACAUCAGCGACUGUGAGAACGUGGGCCUCUAUAUCACAGACCACGCUCAGGGCAUUUACGAAGACAACGAGAUCUCCAAUAAUGCUCUAGCAGGGAUCUGGGUGAAAAACCACGGCAACCCCAUCAUUAGGAGGAAUCACAUCCAUCACGGCAGAGACGUCGGGGUGUUCACGUUCGACCACGGCAUGGGCUACUUCGAAAGCUGCAGCAUCCACAGGAACAGGAUAGCAGGCUUCGAGGUGAAGGCGUACGCUAACCCUACGGUAGUGCGCUGCGAGAUCCAUCACGGACAGACGGGCGGCAUCUACGUGCACGAGAAGGGCCGAGGCCAGUUCAUCGAGAACAAGAUCUAUGCAAACAACUUUGCAGGCGUGUGGAUUACCUCAAACAGCGACCCCACGAUCAGGGGGAACGCCAUAUUCAACGGCAACCAGGGUGGUGUUUACAUAUUCGGCGACGGUCGAGGUCUCAUCGAAGGGAACGACAUCUAUGGCAAUGCUUUAGCCGGAAUCCAGAUCCGGACCAACAGCUGCCCGAUCGUCCGGCACAACAAGAUCCACGACGGACAGCACGGGGGCAUUUACGUGCACGAGAAGGGUCAGGGGGUGAUCGAGGAGAACGAGGUGUACAGCAACACGCUGGCCGGUGUGUGGGUGACCACGGGCAGCACGCCCGUCCUGCGCAGGAACAGGAUACACAGCGGGAAACAGGUGGGCGUUUAUUUCUACGACAACGGUCACGGAGUGCUAGAAGACAACGACAUCUACAACCACAUGUACUCUGGAGUUCAGAUCAGAACCGGCAGCAAUCCUAAAAUUAGGCGGAAUAAGAUCUGGGGUGGACAGAACGGGGGAAUUCUUGUUUACAAUUCAGGUUUAGGCUUCAUCGAAGACAACGAGAUCUUCGACAACGCCAUGGCUGGGGUCUGGAUCAAGACCGACAGCAACCCCACGCUCCGCAGGAACAAGAUCCACGACGGCCGGGACGGAGGAAUCUGCAUCUUCAACGGAGGACGAGGGCUGCUGGAGGAGAACGACAUCUUCAGGAACGCUCAGGCUGGAGUCCUCAUCAGUACUAACAGUCACCCUGUGCUGCGCAAGAACAGGAUAUUCGACGGGUUUGCUGCCGGUAUUGAGAUCACGAAUCACGCGACGGCGACACUAGAAGGCAAUCAGAUUUUCAACAACCGCUUCGGUGGACUGUUUCUGGCGUCUGGCGUCAACGUCACGAUGAAAGACAACAAAAUCAUGAACAAUCAGGAUGCCAUAGAGAAAGCGGUGAGCAGAGGUCAGUGCCUGUACAAGAUUUCCAGUUACACCAGCUAUCCAAUGCACGAUUUUUACAGGUGUCACACCUGUAACACCACAGACCGCAACGCCAUCUGCGUGAACUGCAUCAAGAAGUGUCAUCAAGGGCACGACGUAGAGUUUAUUAGACACGAUAGGUUUUUCUGUGACUGCGGAGCAGGGACUCUGUCGAACCCGUGCACGCUCGCCGGAGAGCCCACGCACGACACAGACACGCUGUACGAUUCGGCGCCCCCUAUAGAGUCCAACACACUGCAGCACAACUGAAGCUCAGAUGAGAUCACACGCUAGAAAUAAUUCAAUUUUACUCCAACAGACUCUCGGAGAGAGAAAGCGUCGCGCGAACGCUGAAAGGAAACAUUUCUAUUUAACAGACGUUCUGCUGUGGACUCGGCGAGGACUCAGGAUGACGAGAGAAACGGACCCAGAGCGUUUAGGCUCCAUGCUUCCCGUGCAGCCGUUACCGCGCUCUUGUAUAUGUACGGAAAAAAAAGACCCAGCACUUCAGUUUUGCUUUCAUUUCCUUUUGUUUUUGUUUUUUUAAAGAUGUUGAGUUCUCGAGGUUUGAUUUUAAUGCUUUCUCAUGUAGUUUUGUAUUUUCAAGCAAAAA
Puntigrus tetrazona (Sumatra barb) is the source of this 3222-nucleotide messenger RNA. It is a transcript of the gene fbxo11a, whose product is annotated as F-box protein 11a. The transcript has 22 exons. Lineage: Eukaryota; Metazoa; Chordata; Actinopteri; Cypriniformes; Cyprinidae. Bases 240 to 2879 code for a protein of 879 amino acids. Gene Ontology annotation, molecular function: protein binding; zinc ion binding. Gene Ontology annotation, biological process: protein ubiquitination; ubiquitin-dependent protein catabolic process; regulation of apoptotic process. The record is from RefSeq and is a predicted model, not a curated record.